Molecule: messenger RNA, 1722 nt
Organism: Malassezia sympodialis ATCC 42132
Lineage: Eukaryota; Fungi; Basidiomycota; Malasseziomycetes; Malasseziales; Malasseziaceae
Exons: 2
Coding region: 1-1722 (573 amino acids)
Source: RefSeq, a predicted model, not a curated record
AUGCCUGAGGCCAACGAGCUCCGCGCUGGCCCAGCGGCAGCGUCGGUAAGCUCUUUGUCGCCCAAGGAGGCGGGCGCCGCGGCGCCCGCGCCCUCUCACCAUGCUGUGCCUAUCCAAGCGGCUCCUGCAUGCACGAGCGACCCAUAUACCCGCCCCGUAUCCUCGGCGUAUGCGAAUCCGAUUGUCACGGUCAACCGCCAUGCGAGUGCGGCCCCUGCGGCCCCUCCGCGCCCGGGCGUGCAGCCUGCGCCGCCGCCCAUGACGACAGCACCCGCGACGCCGCCAUUUAUCAUCUCCAAUUCUCUCGCUGCGGCAUCCGGUCUGCAUCUUGGCGCCCGCCGCACGCCUGUGGUCGCAGGUUCGCCGCUCGGUGCGGCGGCGCCUGGCGCAGCCAUCACCAGCGCGUCUGGGCGUACCGUGCCGCCGGCGCAUAGCACGCCUGCUGCUACGCGCCUACCCCCCCAAAAGGACCUGGUGCUCGAGGAUCCGGAGCUGGCCGCGCAGCGCGCACACACACAGCGUCGAUUUCGCAUGCAGCUGGACCAGGACCACGAGCGGUGCCUGCGUCCUGAUAUCCAGACGCCUUUCCGAGACGCACGCGAUGUCGUGGAGCGUCUGCUGCCCUACCAUGUCUGGCAGGUGCCCGAGUCGGACCUGCUCGACGCGGCAGACGCCCGUAUUGUAGCAGCACCCGCCGCUGCUGGCCUCGAUGACGAGGCGCAUGUGUCGUUUGCUGUGCCGUACGUGCGCAAGCGACGGCGCGUCGAGGCGCCUCUCCCGCCUGAUACCCCCCUGCUGACGCUCCCGCCGUUUCCCAGCGCUGCCUUCACGCGCUCCGCGUACGAGCGACGCGCGCAGCUUGCGCGCCGUUUUCGCGCCUUGCAGACGCGCUCCGAGACGGCGCAGGAGCGUGCGCCACAUAUGCACGAGUCGCUCGAGUUUCUGGAGCGCAUGGUGUACGAGGACGAAAUGAAGGCGUUCCAAGACUUGUCCGCGGAGCUGCGCCGCGCGCGCGCGGAGCUGGAGGAGCUGGAGCGGCAGCGCCACUGGCGGCCAGGCGCCUCGUUCGCAGCGAGCCUGCACACGCCCAGUCUGUUCGCCGGCUCCUCGGCGCUGUCCGCGGCCGCCUCACCCCGGCGCCCCGGCCUGGAUGACGUGCCGCGGCCGUAUGCGAUCGUGCGGCCGCCGAGCUUGGAUGGGCGCCCUGCCGCGUCCGCGGCGUCGCUCCCCGCGCUCUCGCCCGCGACGGUGUCCCACCUCGCGGGCCUCGCGGCGCGCGGCGCGUCCGGGGCGUCGCCCGCGGCCGGAGCGAGUGCGCGUCCCGACUCGGGCGCGCCGCUCAAUGUCUCCGAAACGCUCUCUGCCUCUACAAGCAUUCCGUCGCAGCCGCUGCCCCUGGUGGUGCCCAUGACGACGCUCGGACUGCACCUGGUGCCGGCGCCGCACCUGCUUCCUGCCUUGUCGCUAGCUAGUGCAGGGCAGUCUGUGGCGCUGAACCCAGGGCUGACGGCGCCGCGCCCUGUGGCCGGUGUGCAGACGGACCCCGUACUGCUGGUCGGCAUCACUGACGCAUCGACGCCGCUCCCUCCCGGCGCGAACGCUGCGUCGCGGCAGCGCCUGCACCUCAGUGUGGUGCUCUCGAAACUGCGACCGGAGCAGCUCAGUGGCCUGGCACAACUCAUGCAAACGCUACAGACCGAGGACGAGGCAGCCCGUCCAUAG